This is a messenger RNA of Ornithodoros turicata, 2212 nucleotides long. RefSeq lists its product as uncharacterized. Gene Ontology annotation, molecular function: metalloendopeptidase activity. The record is from RefSeq and is a predicted model, not a curated record. Gene Ontology annotation, cellular component: plasma membrane. Gene Ontology annotation, biological process: protein processing. The transcript is spliced from 2 exons. NCBI's taxonomy places the organism in Eukaryota, Metazoa, Arthropoda, Arachnida, Ixodida, Argasidae. The coding region runs from base 404 to 2212 and encodes 602 amino acids.
CUCACGGAUGUUGAACCAGUUCAACUGUCUUCUCUGGCUCACUUGACUUCAUUCAGUUUCUCUUCCUUUCCAGGCGCUACUAACCAGUUCGAAGGGCUACGUUGGACCAUCAAACAGGCCCUAUGGCUGACUCGCCGACAACCAGUCGUCCAGUGUCACAUCUGAGACUACCUCGCAAACCCAAGCGUCUCACGAAAUUCGCUAUCAACGCCCUGUACGUGCUGACCCCCCAGCAUCGUCAAGCUCCGAACGCUCCCCGGUACAGAAGCUCAAACGCAUAAUCAUCUUUUUCAUCCCGGUACUUCUGCUGCUCGGUGUUGUAACCUAUUUUGUCAUCAAGCACGUCAGCGACCGCAAAGUCUACCUGCUCUGCGAUUCGCAAGCUUGUAGCGCGUUCGAAGUAAUGCUCAGUAGGACCAUCAACCACCGUCUCAAUCCGUGCGACAACUUCUACGCCUUCGUCUGUGACGGUUGGAACAAGGCUCAGUUAAAGUCUGUCUACCGAAGCCACUUGGACUACUUUCUGGCGUUGCUGAACGACAAUCUCCAGGAAAAUGUUCCUCGAUAUGGGCAGGACUCACAUGAAAAGGCGGCAGCAUUCUUUCAAGCGUGCAGAAUGGCUGCACAGAAGAAUAGUGGAGAUACGCACGGCUUCAGAAGUAUUCUCUCUGAAAGCAACGUAGACUGGCCCAGCAUCUCCGAGAAGGCGGACGUGCUCUUGUCAUUGGUCAGAUUUUUCAGGAUUCUUAGGGUAACGAACCUUUUGAACAUUGAGAACAGUGAAAACGUAUUGGUCAUUCAUGGAGGUGGAGCGGAAGCUUCCAACUACAAGAAGCGGGCAGCCGUAAUUGAAAACUCAGGAAGAUACCAAUGGUACUACGAGACAUUUCAAAAUGCAACAAAAAGUACACGCACGAGGGAAGAAUUUAUGCUUCCAUACUCCGAAUUUUUACAAAUCGAAGUUGCAAUACUCGAUGAUCUCACAAACUAUAGCAAGGACACUAGCACGAACCCACCGAAGAACUUGCAUGAGCUGGCGAACCUGACAAAUGAAAUUUCUUACGAGCGUUCGUUAAGACUCGUGACAGAGGAGCUUGUCCUCCCUGCACAAGCCCCGGUAUUUAUCAGCCAGGAUGACUGCGAUUACCUACGGGCGUUUAGCGGACUUUUGAACAAGAUGGAAGAGAAGUAUAUUCACUACGAAGUAGGCUGGAUCAUGGUGCAACAGUGCGCUCGCUUCAUCAAUAGGGAAGUCCUGGGCGCCUAUGUGGGCGACUUUGACCCGUCGGACCCAGGAAAACGUGGAGAUAUACAAAACCGCAACCUCUGCCUCGACCUCACUGAAACCUACAUGGGGUGGUCGAUCUAUGUGAAGUUUUCGGAGGUGUACGCUCCAAGCGCCUCUAUAAGAGAAGUGCGUAAGAUAAUCGAUGACAUUGGCAAAGUCGCUUUUAUUAGGACCGGGGCUGCAGAAGACAGCAUGGGUGCAGGUUAUGUCAACUCUUCAUUGCGAGAACAGUUGCACUUGAUGACGAAGUACCAGGACCGCUUUGAGGAUUCCAAUUUUCUGAGCGCCACAUUCUUCGACAUCAGUGACAUGGGUCCUUUCAUCUUCCAGAACUGGCGCAGAGUUGUUCACGAUUUCCCCACGCGCGGAAACAUGACCCUUUGGGAGCUGGUCAGCACACAUUUCAUUUUUGGAUUACUCGCCACGAGUGAGGCCUACAAUCUUUACAAUAAAGCUGAUGACAUGUACUUGUUACCACCUUACACGAUGAUGCUUCCACUGUACGACAAUAACGUCAUGAGUGCAGUCAAGCACGCUGCCUUAGGAUCAGUCAUCGCCUCGGCGGCCAUCGCUAUGACCGGGUCUUCGAACAGGAGCAAAGGCUCAGUCGGAAAUCAAUCUCUUGACGAGCACACUAACAAACAAGUGCGUGAUGCGGCAGCUGCGCUAGAGGUAGCUUGGGAAGCAUACAGGAAGGCAACAGAAUAUGCUGAGGAUGUUCGACUUCGUCAUCUGCCACAUUUGUCGUCCGACGCAAUCUUUUUUGUCGCUACGUGUUAUAUUCUGUGUGGCCAGCCUGCUAACACCUACCCAGCAUUGCGAUGCAACGAGCCCUUGAAACAUCGACCUGAGUUCACUGGAACUUUUUCUUGUAAUGAUGUCUCUUUUAAUAAUCCUGAGCUCUACGACCUACGUCCUCUGUAG